AUGCGCUCAUUGGGAGCACUGCGUGUUGCGCUGCACGCAUCUCUGCUGGUCCUGCUGGCACAAGGGAUCCACAAAUCCAAAGAUGGAGUUUAUACCAGGGCUCUGCAUCGUUUUUCUCUCAUGGAUCGAUCGACUGGGUAUCACCUGCCGACAUACAUGGUUCACCUCUAUAGGAAUUUGAAGUCAAACUUUUCCAGACCUUUGGAUACUUUGGAACAGUUUGGCGCAAAACGGGCGGACACUAUAAAGAGCGUGAUGGCUAAAAGUUUGACGUACAGGCAGAUGCGCUGGAUUGCGACCUUUGACCUCCACACCUUGCUGCUAGACAAACAGGUUCAGGCAGCAGAGCUCAGACUCAGGCUUCCUCGGACACUGAGUGUUUCCAACGUUUCUGUGGAGGUUUAUCACCAGCACGGCCAGUCGUGCCUUUCACACAGGCCCUGCCAACAGCAGCAGCUGGUGGGUCUGCUCACUGAACCAUCACUGGUCACUUCAUCCCAGAGCUGGAGAGUGUUUAACAUGACAAGCCCUCUGCUGACCUGGCUCAGGGACAAGUCCCCAGCGAGACAGCCACGAAAACAAAUGUCAAGAAGAAGGAGAGAGGAAAAAAUGAGGAGAGACCUGUCAUUUCCUGAUCAGCCUGUGGGGAGUUCAAGACGAGAACAGGACGUGAGCGACCGGGCCUUGUUGGUCGUUUUCUCACACACCGACUCAGAUGAAAACCCAAAGGCCAAAGCCAGCUUACUCUACACAGCUGAACAAUCCAAGUUCUUGUCCCCCGCUGAAAUCAAAAAGGCCCGCUGGCCAAAGAGACGCAGGAGCAAACGAGGCCAGCGAGAACAAACAGCCAAAAGCCCACAGGUGUCCAAAAGAGGCGGCGAAAAGUCUUUGUGCCGCAGAGUUGACCUGCACGUGGACUUCAAUCAGAUCGGAUGGGGGUCCUGGAUCAUCUUUCCCAAAAGAUACAACGCAUACCGCUGUGAAGGUUCCUGCCCUAGUCCCCUCAGAGAAGAUCUGAAUCCAACCAACCAUGCCUACAUGCAGAGUUUAUUGAAGUACUACCACCCGGACAGAGUGGCGUCUCCCUGCUGCGCCCCCACCAGAAUGAGCCCGUUGAGCAUGUUGUACUACGAGAGCGGGGAGAUGCUCCUGCGACACCACGAGGACAUGAUAGUGGACGAGUGCGGCUGCCAGUGACAGCUGGACCCACCAGCAGACGACCGAACAGAAACACUUAACAGGAAGGACGAAGCGCUUUGAUACGCGUCACUGUGCACUGAAGGGUUCUAUGUGCAGAGAUGGGAUGUGGAACUCUGGUUUGUAGGGAGAACAUUGUUAUUUCAAGUUGUGCUGAAAUGCAAACUCAAAUCAAUGAUGUACACCUUUACUAAUCCGUGUGUGUUAAGAAAUUGUCAUGUUUUUGAAGAAUUCAGCACUGUUUUUACUGUAAUGCAUAC
This is a messenger RNA of Sphaeramia orbicularis (orbiculate cardinalfish), 1457 nucleotides long. It is a transcript of the gene ndr2, whose product is annotated as nodal-related 2. The record is from RefSeq and is a predicted model, not a curated record. Bases 1 to 1197 code for a protein of 398 amino acids. Gene Ontology annotation, molecular function: growth factor activity; cytokine activity. NCBI's taxonomy places the organism in Eukaryota, Metazoa, Chordata, Actinopteri, Kurtiformes, Apogonidae. Gene Ontology annotation, cellular component: extracellular region. The transcript is spliced from 3 exons.